CAAUGGUGGGAGAGGAUGAAAAUGAUGUAGAGUACUCAAUAUCACCUAUUGGCCAAUCAACACAGCUUUCCACAUCAUUUAUGAUAGAGUCCCAUCAAAAGAAACGGAGGAAAGAUCCAUUGGUUACUAUUGUUGGUGACAUUGCUUCAUCACUCAAGGAGUACAUAAACUUGAAAAAGAAACCAAGUGGUCAAGAGAUAUAUGAAGUGGUAUCAAUAGUUUUGGGUCUUUCUCAACAAGAAAUAUUCAAGGCAAUCCAAUUGUUAUUAAAUGGUGAUUUUGAGCAAUUUUAUUUGCUAAAAUCACUUCCUGAUGACAAGAAAUAUGAUUGGUUGGCUUUCCUUUUAAGUUCAGGUUUCAGAUCUCUUACUUUACCUUUCGUAAAGGUUUUUGCCACUUUAUCUAGCUUCUCUAGUGGAGCAAUUUCAGUGCCAGUUGAAGCUGGUUUUCUACUGCUCUCAGCCAUAUCUACUUCCCUUGGAAUCUGCUCGUCAGACACUUCAUUAGCUGUUUUCUUUGUGUUGCUCUGCUCUUGUGAUAGUGCUACACCUGAUUCUUGAUAUAAGACAGAACCAUGGGCUGCUUAGCUUGAUUUUUUUACAAGUUAUCUUCUUUAUUAACUGUUGUAGAUCAUCGAAGAAGGAAGGAGGAUUGAGUGCAAUCUAACCUCUUCCCUAAUAGUUUUGGUUUCUGUCACGGCAACUGUAGAAGUGUUGUUUGUGUCCUUGAGACUUCUGUCUUCAGUUAGGAUUUUCUCAACAUUACUGCUUCCAUCGACCUUUUGGCGUUUCCACUAACUUCUG
This is a messenger RNA of Rubroshorea leprosula, 803 nucleotides long. The record is from the annotation of a GenBank genome assembly. NCBI's taxonomy places the organism in Eukaryota, Viridiplantae, Streptophyta, Magnoliopsida, Malvales, Dipterocarpaceae.